Molecule: messenger RNA, 827 nt
Organism: Seriola aureovittata
Lineage: Eukaryota; Metazoa; Chordata; Actinopteri; Carangiformes; Carangidae
Gene: rpl6
Product: ribosomal protein L6
Exons: 6
Coding region: 19-795 (258 amino acids)
Biological process (GO): translation
Cellular component (GO): ribosome
Molecular function (GO): structural constituent of ribosome
Source: RefSeq, a predicted model, not a curated record
UUUGUUUUACUUUUUCAGAUGGCAGAGGGAGACAAAAAGUCUGCCAAGAAGAAGCACGGGAGCCGGAACCCGGUUCUGGCCCGGGGCAUUGGCCGCUACUCCCGUUCCGCCAUGUAUGCCCGGCGGGCUAUGUACAAGAGGAAGACCAAGACAACUGAGACCAAGAUGGAGAAAAAGAUUAAGGUGAAGCCCCAGGCCACUGUUGUCAAGACUGUUGGAGGAGACAAGAACGGAAGCACUCGUGUGGUCAAGCUGCGCAAGAUGCCCCGCUACUACCCCACAGAGGAUGUUCCCCGUAAACUGAAGAGUCAUGGAAAGAAGCCCUUCAGCCAGCACAAGAGGAACUUGCGCGGUACCAUCACCCCAGGAACUGUCCUCAUUCUGCUCACUGGUCGCCACCGCGGAAAGCGUGUGGUUUUCCUGAAGCAGCUCUCAAGUGGUCUCCUGCUUGUCACUGGCCCUCUUGCUUUGAACAGAGUUCCCCUGCGCAGGGCUCACCAGAAAUUUGUCAUUGCCACCAACACCAAAAUCGACAUCUCUGGCAUGAAGAUCCCCAAAACUCUGAACGAUUCUUACUUCAAGAAGAAGAAGCUGAGGAGGCCCCGUCACCAGGAGGGAGAGAUCUUUGAUACAGAGAAAGAGAAGUACCAGCUGACAGAGCAGAGGAAGGAGGACCAGAAAGCUGUUGAUGCUCAGCUCCUGCCCCUCAUCAAGAAAGUACCUCAGCUGAAAGGAUACCUGCGCUCUUCCUUCUGCCUGUCUAAUGGUGUCUACCCACAUAAGUUGGUUUUCUAAAUGUGUUGUAAUAAAAGUACCAUCUUACGCCA